Paramuricea clavata is the source of this 1906-nucleotide messenger RNA. NCBI's taxonomy places the organism in Eukaryota, Metazoa, Cnidaria, Anthozoa, Malacalcyonacea, Plexauridae. The record is from the annotation of a GenBank genome assembly.
AUGGGGCGUUCUGUUGAGCAAAAAAGAAAAUCAAGAAACUUGAGAAAGAAGCGUAAACGGGCUGAACGAUACAAGAGCAAAAGAGAAGAGGACGUGCAAACGCGAGUUGAGAAAAUAGUUCGCGUGAUACGGAAAGAUUUCGAUCAGCAGAAACGUAUUGCCUCCAAGUAUUACAACAAGUGGAAGCAGUGUAUGUUAGACAUUAAUAAUAAUUUUAAAAAGUCUGAAUCUUCAAAGGUAAACCUGCAUUUCAACUUCAUAGUCAAUUCUAUUUCAAUAAUUUUAAUUGGCCAUUCCAUUUAUUUAUACAUGCACAGUCACCAUUUGAGCUUUGAGCGAUGUUAUUUUAUAGUAUAAUAUGCUUACAAUUCAAACUUAAAAAAUUCAUUCUUUCAAUGUUAAUGUUAACAUAACAUUGUUGAAAUGGUGACUGUGUGCCUUUAAAUCUGCGCACCACCCAUAUAUUGAGAGAUGGCCGGAUGGGAAGGGGGAGGGGUGUGGAUCAGGGGCAUAGGAGCAUCAAAAGAUUGGGUGUGUGUGUGUUUUGAGGGGCAUUUUUGGAAUGAAAAGGGCAUGCACCUGAACAUUUUUUUAAGGAAAUGUUAGCAACGGUAAAGGGGGGAGAGGAAAAGUAAUUUCAAUCAUAUAAAAUGCAAUCUGAACAACAUUUUUCAUGAAGGCAAAGGGCGCUUGCCACUGGAGAGAGGGCACUUUUUGUGUUUUCUGAAAACUUGCCCCCACCCCCCGGUUCCUACGCCCCUGGUGUGGUUGUUCUCACAGGAUUUUCUGAAAAAUUCAAAAAAUUGUGUUUCAGUGAUAUAUGGGGCGGGAAGAAUAACAUCCUAAAUAGCACACCAAAAAAGUGAAUUGAAAGGCCAAAGUGGUUCUAUGUUUUAAGGGAUUAUGUUUAUGAAGGUGACUGUCAAGGGGGUUCAUAUACUAAAUGGAGCAUAACUAGCAUGUUUACAAAGAUGUAUUUCUCUUUCGCAUAAACAGUUCGGUCACAGUACGUACAUGUAACCUUUACAAAUUAGAUUUCAAUUGACUUUUAAAAUCUAUAUGAGAAUGGUUAACAAUAUUUUUUCCUUUAUAUACUUUUUAAUAGGUUUUGCCAGGACUACAAGUACAACAGCAAAAAUCUCUUCCAAAUAUUGAGCCAGAUGAACUGGAAAAUCCUUCACCAUGUAUUGGCUCUGGAAGCUUUGGGCAUUGUAGUACAUGGUACUAUCCACGGUUUGAUAUAAACAUUGUUGAGAAGAUUAUGCCAGAUUCAAAUGAGACCACGGUUUAUAAAGAAGCACUGUAUCAGCAAAUGUUUGCCCAUAGAUGUGUGCCUCAUGUUUUUGGAAUAAACAAUACAAGGAAGCGAUAUUCCUUAUUUAUGGAGUUUGUUGGAAAGGACCUUCAAUCAUUGACAAUACACAAACUGUUGUAUGACAAAGAAUCCAUGGAUAUUAUGGGAAGUAUGACAGUGCUAGAUUGGUUCAGAGUCUGUUAUGACAUUGCUAAUGCAUUACAAUACAUCCAUAAAAAGGGAUUCCUCCAUUGUGAUAUCAAAACAAACAAUGUUCUUGUGUCCGAUCACAAAAAUGGGUAUUUAAUUGACUUUGGAAAGGUCAAACAAAUUGCAUAUGCAUCAGGAAAGAAAUAUGCAAAGGUUUACAAUUAUAUUGCCCCCGAAGUCCUGAAUAGUCAUCCACCAAGUCCUGCAAGUGAUGUGUAUUCGUUUGGAAUCAUUAUAAAGGCCAUCGGGGAAACCAUUGGAGAUAACACACUGCUUGAACUUGGACAACAGUCAUCAUCUGCAAUUCCUGCACAAAGGCCAAGCAUGAUACGACUUCUGUCAGCCUUAAAUCCAUAUACAUAUACAGGCAACACACUUGAUAAAGGACAGAAAAAAAACUAA